Messenger RNA from Neoarthrinium moseri, 1947 nucleotides. RefSeq lists its product as uncharacterized. The transcript is spliced from 4 exons. Lineage: Eukaryota; Fungi; Ascomycota; Sordariomycetes; Amphisphaeriales; Apiosporaceae. The record is from RefSeq and is a predicted model, not a curated record. The coding region runs from base 1 to 1947 and encodes 648 amino acids.
AUGCCGGCGCUUCCUGACACCACAUUGCUGACGAACACGCUCGUCUAUCGGAACGCAACCACGCUUGACUUAGCCUCGACAAAUGCCACUAUCGCGGAUGCUCUGCCGGUAGUCUGCGCAUGGCCAGUUAGCGGUCAGUAUGGACUGGGUUCGAGAGUGCUAUACUAUGUCCUGGUGGCUGCUUGCCUGGGUUUUCGCAAGGUCAACUGGCUCAAGCGGGCGUGCUUAGCUGCUGCACUGCUGCUGCCCGCUGUCGCUGCUAUCCAUGGCAUUGUGCUCGCAUCCCUGCAUACCGAUGGCGCCGUCGACAUGGACGUGUACGGAGCUUUCCAGCUAUGCUCAAUUGGAAUACUGGCAGCUCCGGUCACUGUUCGGCUGUCUUCUACGUACUUCAACGACCGCGGUCGUAAUAUCAUCUUCGUGUGGACUGGGCUCGUCCUUGCGGGCCUACUCAGCUUGACUGUUGAGUUCUACAGGAUCAUGCCGGCGAGUUGCGCAUUUGAUAGCCAGGGCAACCGCCUGUAUCGUGAUAACCCAGACGCAUUCCCAUAUGACGACGAAGACACCACGUGUGGACUUGCCUGCAAGGUCGGGCCUGGCAAUCCAUGGUCGCCAAUGCGUGCUUGGGAUGGGUCAACUAAAGAUAUCUACGUGAUACCUGCACCGACGGUGCUCACCUCAGGCACAGCUACGCUUCUAGCUGCUGCAUGUUGUGUUCCUGCUAUUCUCUCUCUCUUCACCAUGUGGGAUAAAAUUGCCGUCAUCAAUUGGAAGAGGAAGUUCGGCCGCAGCUACGAGGACGAGCCCGAUGCAGCAAUUGAGGGGACCAAUGGCGCCACUCCACGGCAGAUGAGCAACACCAACGAGGAGAUUAUGAGAUACGUGAGAAUAGCUGUUCAACUUCCUGUCUUCGGUGCCGGGGUUAUCGCCAUUCUUGCACUCGGAGAGAAGAACUUCUUUAGCAAACCGGUUUCUUAUCAGACAGAGCCAAUGGCUAGCAUUGGCCAAUGGGGCUCCAUGGUCGCAACCGGACUUGCUGCUCUGGGGUCGUUACUUGUGGGCAGACCUGAAGAUAAUGGGUCUGAGUCAGGUUCAUUCACAGAGGAGCGCAAAUGCCCGCAUUGUCAUCAUGAUGGCCCGUUACUUCACCCUGGUGCCACUGGCUCUCCGCCGAGAGGUCGAGCCAGGAGAAGAGAUUCCACAGAGAGUUUCCCUCGAGUCUCACUGCAUGAGAUAGGCACCGGCCUCACCUCCAUGGUCACUGGGCGGUCGCACGCUACAGAUGCGGGUAAUCGACGGAAGUUUGCCGCAGCAUUGAGCAAAGUCGGUAAUUACAUCGGGCAGCCAGCCCGGAAACGAUACGACGUGUCCGACUUUCGAUCAGGGGCAGCGUUGAACUAUCCACAGAUCCCCGGCGAGAGGGCGAGGAACCGGUCACUGUCUCGGAUAGAUAGAGAGUGGCGGUCGCCUUCUGUACAGCCAUCCAGAACAGGCAGCCCUAGCUCCCGAUAUGAAGGGGAUAACAGCUCACAGGGGCCGGACGGCGAGUCUCUGCAUUCGCCACAGACACCGCAAUCUCCAUCAUCAAUCAGCUGGCCAACAACUCCUGCAAGGGCUUAUAGGUCGUACACUCAUCCAAACCCCUCUUCUGGCGGAGACGGGAAAAUGGUCAGAGCUGUGCGCCGGCGGGACACGCUUGAAGUCCCGAGCGGCCAGCCACCCGUCAACGUAGGGCCUCCGCGGCAGACUAUGUCUGCCUCUUCUGUCCCCACCAUUGCCGUGCCCGCCGGCGAAGACUCACCUGCAAUAGUGGUUUCGUCAGAGCCUAAUCCCGAGCCUAAGCAGAUUUCACAGUCCCCGGAGCCCUCCAGCCCGCCCUCCUCUGCGGGAUCCUCGCCUGGUUACUUCGGAGCAAAAAACAAGACCGCCGCAGGUCCUGCUUCAUGA